Messenger RNA from Phyllopteryx taeniolatus (common seadragon), 6656 nucleotides. RefSeq names its product BCL2 associated athanogene 6, like (gene bag6l). Gene Ontology annotation, cellular component: BAT3 complex. The transcript is spliced from 23 exons. Lineage: Eukaryota; Metazoa; Chordata; Actinopteri; Syngnathiformes; Syngnathidae. The record is from RefSeq and is a predicted model, not a curated record. Gene Ontology annotation, molecular function: polyubiquitin modification-dependent protein binding; misfolded protein binding. Bases 834 to 4244 code for a protein of 1136 amino acids.
GUUUAUUCGACGCGCCACUAGAUACGCGUGCCUACGGUAACGCAAAGCUAGAAAGGUCAAAGUCGUCGUAGCAUUCCUUGUGUACAACAGCAAGAAAUCCGAAAAGCACCAAAGAUGCCGGUCCAUUGUGCUACAUACAGUGGCAUACAAAGCGGUACAAUUACGAAAAGGGAACUUGGAGUAACAUUUCACAAGUAUACUUAUAGCUUUUUUCAAAUGUUCUUUAUUAAUAGCUCAAAGAGUAAAUCUAACGUAAAUCGGCAGAGAAAUGAGCACGUUACGACUUAAUUUCAAUGUCCUUGCAUUACCUUUGAUGGGAAUGUUGCCCUUACAAACAUGGCCGCCACGGAGGCACGCUAGUUAGCCGUGUUACCACAGCGCGCUGGUGUUUCUAGUCUUUAUUUCUACGUAACAGUGUGUUAUUUUUGGAACUAGCUGCUACUUACCUCUUGGACCAGCACUGCGAGCGCUAAUUACCAAAUGUGUCCCUUUUAAAAUAAAACGCGGUUUGUUGAUGUAUAAUUGAAAUGCAUUACUUUUAUCUGGAGCUAAAAUAAUCUCGGACAAACGUGUAAUUUGUUAUUUUGCUCAUUCCCGGUGGCUGGCAUACGCUUGUUAGCUCGCGCUAACGGGCUAAUAACAAUAACAUGGCUCGUGUGUUGCACUCAUCCUGGUACAACAUGCUAUUCUGUACGGCUUGAUCGUAGAUAGCUUUUAUUUGUUUUAUUUGUAGCAACUGCUGAUUUAGCUUUCCAAAUGCCAAAAUUAGCAAUUUAGUCCUUAAAAUAUAGUUGGGGUUAUUUAAAAAAAAAAAAAAAAAAAAACACGGUAAUAUGGCGGAGUCAACUGGUGUAACUGAUGUCACAGUGAAGACUUUAGACUCACAGAGUAGGAGCUAUAAAGUCAGAGGCGAGUUGACAGUGAGACAGUUCAAGGAGCACAUAGCAUCAUCAGUGGAUAUCCCAGUAGACAAGCAGAGGCUCAUCUACCAGGGCAGAGUGCUACAAGAUGACAGAACGCUGACUAUGUACAAUGUGGAUGGGAAGGUCAUUCAUCUCGUAGAGCGUGCCCCACCUCAAACCACCGUGACUGGCUCAGGGGGCGCAGAUGUAUCCAAUGAAGGGGAGGAUGACAGCAGCAGCCAUGUUGCCACCUCCCCAGUGCCACCCCAAGAGCGCAACGGCAACAGUUACGUGAUGCUUGGGACUUUCAACCUCCCUGUCAACAUUAUGGAACCUCAGAUGUCUGCUCAGCAGAUGAUGCCUGGAGUAGGUGAGUCCGAAAGAAACGCCAGGGUCAGCACCAGUGCGGGGCGCAAUGGCUCAGUGGAUGUGCGGAUUAACUUGGACCAGUCGGUGCAGAGUGAGGCUCGGGUGGGGGUGCAGCUGGCUGAGAACCUGCUUCGGCACGCUCAGAUUCUGAUCAGCAGGCUGGAGGGUGAUUCCAGUUCCCAGACAGAAACAGAGGCACAGCAGUCCUCGUCGUCCUUGCCAGCAUCGUCCUCCUCAACCAGAAUGGCUGUCGAAUCACAGUCUAUGGAGACCGAGCCUUCUCCUUCUUCGUCAUCGUCAACCUCCACACAAACUGAAGGAGCACACAACACACGACCCAAUCACCCGAGUCCUGCAGAGUUUGUAGAGAUUCUCUCCGAGGUCAGGAGGGUGGAGGAGAGGUUACGUCCUUUCAUAGAGAGGACCCACUCGAUCCUCGGAGCAGCCACGUCGGCAGACUACAACAACAAUACGCAGGAACGAGAUGAGGAUCAGCGUGUUCUCAACAUGGCUGGAGAUGCGCUACGUCUUCUGGGCAAUGCCUUAGUUAUCCUUGGUGACCUUCGCUGCAACCUGGCAACCCCGCCCCCACGUCACCUGUAUGUAGUCCGGCCCAUGGCCCAGUAUACCCAUCCUGUCCUAGUCCAGUCCGGUCUGCCACACACCGCCCCUCCAAUAAACGUGGGGACCACAGCGACCAUGUUGUCGAACGGAGGACCUGCUGGCGAAAAUCAACGCCUGCCAUCUCGGCCUAGCGGUCAGUCAGCUCAACAGACUUCCGUUCAGGCUCCGCCUCCUGACUCCAAUGGGACCAAUCAUCAUCAAGAGCAAGAAGGACCCCGGGUGAUCAGGAUCACCCACCAGACCAUGGAGCCUGUUGUCAUGAUGCAUAUGAACAUUGAUGGUGAUGCAAGUUCAGGACAGCCAAAUGCUGCAGGUUCAGUCCAACCAGGCUUGCCCCCAGAGUUCAUGCAAGCAAUUGUCCAGCAGAUCUCCCACCAAGCAGCCACCAUGGCUGCAGCAGCUUCGUCUGAUCACCAAACACACACGGCAGCAUCCAUUCCUGCCGCCGCCGUCAGCAAUGAAGGGAUCGCUUCUACGCAACAUCCGCCGCCUCCUCAGGCCAGGGUGGUCUUCACUAGACCGUCCUUCUCCCCCCAUAUCCCUCAGCAUGUGGGAACCAGAGGAGCCACCAUCAACCUGAGAGCGAUGUUGCCCACAGCAGGUCAACAAGCAGCACAGGGCACACCUCUGGUUGUCUCCUCCCUCACCCAGAUGAUCAGCAAUCUGGUAGGACAGCUCCUCAUGCCAGAGAACACAGGCGAUGCCCCAACAUCAUCCUCUUUAACCAGCUCUCAGUCAUCCUUCUCGACUUCAUCUGAGUCCUCCACAUCUCCUGUCCCUCCCUCUGCCAACACCGCUGGACACACACCAGCACACAGCUCGGGAGUAUCUGUCGAUCAACCAGUAGGGGCCGGUGCAGAGGGAAACCUUGCCCAGCUCCUGGGCUCUCUGCUGGCUGGAGGUUCUGGUUCUGGACCGACACCCUCCAUAACCGUGAUGCUUCCUGGAGCGCCUGGCUUAUUUCAGAGCAUGACAGACUUCAUGUCGCCACCUGCCAGCAGCACCGUUCAACAAGCCGUACCUCAGUUCCAAGUUCCUCACACGCCUCAUGCCGGCAGUGGUGCCGGUGGAGACUCUCUGAGCCCAGAGCUAUUCACUGGCAUUGUGCAAGGAGUGCUGUCUACUAUGAUGAGCUCACUCGGGGCACAGCAGGGCAAUGGAGAAAGUAUCGCACAGUUCAUUCAGAGGCUUUCUCAGACCAGCAAUCUCUUCACCCCUGGAUCUGGAGAUGCUGUGGGCUUCUUUGGUGAUCUUUUGUCUCUGGUGUGUCAGAGCUUUUCUAUGGUGGACAUGGUGCUGUUGCUUCAUGGGAAUGCUCAGCCUCUGACCCGCAUCCAGCCUCAGCUGACUGACUUCUUCACCAAUCAAUACAUGCAGGGACAAGAGCCCACUGACGCUAACAUAGUUAGAGCAGCUGCCGACCUCAUCAGUGGUCUGGAGGAGUACAUUACAGAGAGUUUUGCCUCUGUGACGGUACGCGAGGGAGUGGACAUUGUUCAGACCAACCUUGCUUUCCUCAGGCAACAGGUCACAUGGAUGGCCUCACAUACACUGCGCCGCAAUGAUCACACAUUUGGCCCCUAUCUGCUGUUGCUGUGCACUCGGGCUCUGUUUGAGUGUCUUGCCCUCAACUUGUACUGUCUACGAGGAGAACAGAGAGCUCUGACUGCUGUUAUCAACCAUCGCAUUAGGAGAAUGUCCUCGGAAAUGAAUCCCAGUCUGGUCAAUUGGUUGACCAGUAUGAUGUCGAUGAGGUUGCAUGCCAUUCUGGAGCACAAUCCAGUUACUGAGGAUCAGAUCCAGCGCUAUGUCAGAUUCGUACCGACGGAGGAGAGUUUAUCUCCAGCUACCACAGCAGAUGAGGCCAUGGCAUCGUCUGGUGACAGCCGAGAGACCACACACGCCACUGAGGACGCUCAGGGAUCUGCUGUGGCCCCACCAAGACGAACAGAGCUGCCCCAUGAGGUGGAGCCAUGGGCAGCGUCCGUUCCACCUGAAUGGGUUCCUAUCAUCAGGCAUGAUAUGGUGUCUCAGAGGAAGAUCAGAGCACAGCCGCCACUGUCUGACGCCUACCUACACGGGAUGCCCGCCAAGAGGAGGAAGAUGACGCAGUCCGGAGGACCCCACCUCUCCUUGUCAGAUGCCGUCAGUCGAGCUGCUCGCUCUGCCGGAGCCCUACCAGUCACGACUGCAAACGGUCUCAAGGGGGAGCUUGAGAAUCCAGAUCUGCAGGACGCAUAUGCGACACAGGUCAAGAGUGACAUAAAAGUGCGGGUGCAAGAAGAUCCAGACUACAACGCCCACAGAUUCCCCAACACACGUCGAGCUUUCUCCUUAGAUGACUCUUAAAUUGAAUGUUAAAGGACCAGAAUGGGAACUGAACAAGUCCUGCACCCAAUUGCCUUGUCUUAGACAGGGACAACUGGGACCACCCAUGCUUUAAAAUACUAGUUGUGUGUUCUUGUACUAAAACGUUUCCCUCUAAGCUGGAUGGACGGAGACCAGGAAAUUAGCAAAGAAAGAAAAAAAAAAAAAAAAUCCUAGUUGAAUUUCAAAAUACUAAUUCUAUGUUUACACCAAGGGUGUCAAACUCAUUUUUGUCGCGGCCCACAUUGUAGUUAUGUUUUCCCUCGGAAGGCUGUUAUGUCUGUGAACCCAUAUAAAUGUAUGAUCGCCUCAUAUUGUUACGUAUACACCAAAAAAAAUGGAUAACUACUACUACUACUAAGGGGAAUAUGUAAUUAAAAAAAAAAUAAUGCUUGCAAUAACCUAACGUUAUUAAAAGUGGAAACAAGUUGCAAUUUUAGUAUUUUAGCAAGAAACAUGAAGUCGACGCAUUAUUUGCUUGAGCGGGCCACAUAAAAUAGUGACGGAACGGAUCUGGACUCCGGGCUGCAAGUUUAACACCUGUGCUUUACACUAUCUUCCCAGCAGCCAUGUGAGCUCCAUUUGCCCGGAACAUAGUGUGCUGGAAGAUUUUGGCCAUUUUCUCCGUAAUGAAGUCUAUCAUGGAACGUGGGGCAAGGCUCUGCUGAGUUCCGGAGGCUAAAAGGCGCACUAGGGUUCGGCUUGUGGUCUACAAUGGAUGCCAGUAGUUCCUUCCAGGCCCCUCACGUUCUGAUGGGGUCCCUUACGUAUCUCAUGUAGCUGAUCAAGGUCUGACACGUUUGUCACAUUCUGUCAAGACUUCCUUCAGCUGAAACGUGGACGCCGCGCAGCUUUGUAGCUGCGCUUUGUCUGUGGCCACAGCAAGACUCGAAUAAACUUACCCACUCCUAAAUCACUAGCGCCGUGUAAGACCGUAAUAGAAAUCAAUGUGGCAUCUCGCACUGGGCCCGUAAACCAUCACACGCCGGGACGCGCCAGGAUUGAACGUGACAAAGCUGAAUGAAAUGAAUGUGCAUGCAAGCAUACCUUCGUGGCUGACCAUUUACUUCACUGAAACAUUAGAGCGAUCCAUUUUUAACACAACAGUCAGAAAUGUAUCUAACCUAUUUUCACGGUAUUGUCUAAAAACAUCCAGAAUUUCAAUCUUGAGGUGGCACAAUGCUGCAAGGCUCCCAGGGAGGUGAGGAAGGCAGUUGAACGACACUUCUCAGAUUGUUCAAGGUGUCCAGCGAGAGCUAAGAGAUUUGUUCUCAAGCUAAUUUCAACACUAAAUUGGUUAAUAAUUCAUAAAAUGACUGACGAUGUGGGAACAGAACAAUUGUAUUAAUUUUUUGGGGAAAAAAAAAAUAUAUAUAGCUAUCUAUAAGCUAUAUCUGGACAUACAAGGUCUCCGUCCGACUGUGACAGUGAUUCCCGUCCCGCUACAUCCAAGCAUCCAAGUUUUGAUAAGCCGUGUUACAUUUUGUUCAAUUGAUCUCGUUUUAUUAUGGCCGACUGGGAUCCCAUUUAGUUCACGGUGGGUGGCCUGAAACAUGAUUCCCCUGGCUGCUGGGAACAUAGCGGUCUAGAUGACGUGAUUCCUCUUUUCUUGUGCGUAUUGUAGUUGCGAGUAUCAGCAAAAUAGCAAUACCAUUGAGAGUUUGAAAAUAAAACCAUCAUCGUAGUUUUAUUAGAAUUAUAUAGAAAACAGUUUACUGUACAAACAUUUUUGGGGAAAAAAAAUUAUUAGUUUCAAAUAAAAUGACAAUACAAUGAAGUUGAACUUCUAAUUGUAUGUUGUGGUGUUAAGAGGUGGCGAUAGUAAUAUUUUUGGGAAAUAACCGGUCAAAUUAAGAUUAUACAUUUAUUUAACUCUAGUGGGAAGGAACCAUGUUUGGUGUUCAAACCAGACUCUGCAUGGCUCACGGGGAGGCAGGAACUGCCCGAUUUCUCCGUCAAGUUAAGAAAAUUGAAAAAUGUUACGUGAAAUUUAACAAUAUAGACUGCAAUUCAAAUUUUCAAAAACUUUGAAAAAUCACUGCUUAACCCCCCCCCACCCCAAGAAAAUAAAAAAAUCAAGCUUCUGAAGCUGCCCCUUGACUAAGUGCUCAUCCCAUCAAGUGCAACACACCCAUCAAACAUCCUCAACCAGAAAUGUUGUGAUUACAAAAACAAGUUCCAAUAUCAGGGGAAACGCCAUUCUAUUAAGUAUUCUAGUUGUAGUACAUUUUAUGUGGACAGUCAUUGAUGGCAAAAUGCACAAAAAUGUCAAGAUCAUUCAGAUGACGACGACGACUUCAUCUGUAUUUUACUUUUGUCUGGCGGGGGCUCAAUUAUGUGUUCAAUGUUUGUAAAACUGAAUGGUUGGCGAAGAAUAAAGCUCUUACUUAUUCA